AUCUGCGACUAGGAAAAAUAGAGUGUGUCAUACAGCAAACAGAAACCUCUUGGAGAAAAGGCAAAUAAAUGCAAAAUAUGCCUGUUUUGGAGCACAUUAAAGCCAUGGCCGAGACUCCAACUCCAGCUGGGGACACAACGGUGCCUGCGGAUGUUGAUGCUCCUCCCCAAGCAGUCCGGGAACUGACGCAGACAGAUCACCUAAACAGGCGCCUUCUGAAAUCGCUGCUGGACAACAUGCAGGCCACAGAGGGCGUUGCGCAGGACAAUGAUAACGGGUCCAAUGAGGAGGAUAACGAAUUCGAAGAAUAAAUCCUUUUAAUAUAUUACAGUAAA
Drosophila eugracilis is the source of this 335-nucleotide messenger RNA. RefSeq lists its product as uncharacterized. The record is from RefSeq and is a predicted model, not a curated record. Lineage: Eukaryota; Metazoa; Arthropoda; Insecta; Diptera; Drosophilidae. The transcript has a single exon. The coding region runs from base 69 to 311 and encodes 80 amino acids.